AUUAAAAUCAGUAGUACAGUGGACCCCCGCAUAACGAUGGCAUCGCAUAGCGAUUUUUCCGCAUAACGAUUACUUUUAUCGCAAAAUUUUUGCCCCGCAUACCGAUUAAAAACCCGCAUACCGAUUUUCGUCCGAGACGCGUCCAAUGUGCCCUCAGCCAGCCUCACAUGUGCCGCUCCGUCCCAUUGUUUACCAGCCAGCCUCCGCGGUAACAUCCAAGCAUACACUCGGAAUAUUUCGUAUUAUUACAGUAUUUUCGGUGCUGUUUCUGGAAAAUAAGUGACCAUGGGCCCCAAGAAAGCUUCUAGUGCCAACCCUACACCUCAAAGGGUAAGAAUUACUAUAGAGAUGAAGAAAGAGAUAAUUGAUAAGUAUGAAAGUGGAGUGCGUAUAGCCGACCUAGUCAAGCUGUACAAGAAACCCCAAUCAACCAUCGCUACUAUUGUGGGCACCAGAAAGACAAUCAAGGAAGCUGUUCUUGCCAAAGGUUCAACUGUGUUUUCGAAACAAAGAUCGCAAUUGAUGGAAGAUGUUGAGAGACUCUUAUUGGUGUGGAUAAAUGAAAAACAGAUAGCAGGAGAUAGCGUCUCUCAAGCGAUCAUAUGUGAAAAGGCUAGGAAGUUGCAUGACGAUUUAAUUAAAAAAUGCCUGCAACUAGUGAUGAUGUGAGUGAAUUUAAGGCCAGCAAAGGUUGGUUUGAGAGAUUUAAGAAGCGUAGUGGCAUCCAUAGUGUGAUAAGGCAUGGUGAGGCUGCCAGUUCGGACCACAAAGCGGCUGAAAAAUAUGUGCAGGAAUUCAAGGAGUACAUAGAAACUGAAGGACUGAAACCUGAACAAGUGUUUAAUUGUGAUGAAACAGGCCUGUUCUGGAAGAAAAUGCCAAGCAGGACCUACAUUACUCAGGAGGAAAAGGCACUCCCAGGACAUAAGCCUAUGAAAGACAGGCUUACUUUGUUGAUGUGUGCCAAUGCUACUGGUGAUUGCAAAGUGAAGCCUUUAUUAGUGUAUCACUCUGAAACUCCCAGAGCGUUCAGGCAAAAGAAUGUCCUCAAGGAUAAUUUGUGUGUGCUGUGGAGGGCAAACAGUAAGGCAUGGGUCACUAGGGAAUUUUUCUAUAACUGGUUACACCAUGCAUUUGCCCCCAAUGUGAAAAAUUACCUAACUGAAAAGAAAUUAGAACUUAAGUGCCUCCUGGUGUUAGACAAUGCCCCUGGUCAUCCUACAGACGUGGCAGAGCGACUUUAUGGGGACAUGAGCUUCAUUAAGGUGAAGUUUUUGCCUCCUAAUACCACUCCUCUCCUGCAGCCCAUGGACCAGCAGGUUAUUUCCAACUUCAAGAAACUGUACACAAAAGCUCUGUUUGAAAGGUGCUUUGUAAUGACCUCAGAAACUCAACUGACUCUAAGAGAGUUUUGGAGAGAUCACUUUAAUAUCCUCAAUUGUGUAAACCUUAUAGGUAAGGCUUGGGAGGAAGUGACAAAGAGGACCUUGAACUCUGCUUGGAAGAAACUGUGGCCAGAAUGUGUAGACAAAAGGGAUUUUGAAGGGUUUGAGGCUAACCCUGAGAAUCCUGUGCCAGUUGAGGAAUCCAUUGUGGCAUUGGGAAAGUCCUUGGGGUUGGAGGUUAGUGGGGAGGAUGUGGAAGAGUUGGUGGAGGAGGACAAUGAAGAACUAACCACUGAUGAGCUGCUAGAUCAACUUCAACAGCAAGAGGCCACACCUGAGGAAAUUGCUUCGGAGGAGGGGAGAGAGAAAUUGAAGAAGUUGCCUACUUCAAAGAUUAAGGAAAUCUGUGCAAAGUGGCUUGAAGUGCAAACCUUCAUGGAUGAAAAUCACCCUCACACAGCUAUUGCAAGCCGUGCUGGUGAUUAUUACACUGACAAUGUUGUGAAACACUUUAGGCAAGUCAUAAAGGAACGAGAGGUACAGGCCACUAUGGACAGAUAUCUUGUGCGAAAGAAGUCCAGUGACUCUGAAGCUGGCCCUAGUGGCAUUAAAAGAAGAAGGGAAGUAACCCCAGAAAAGGACUUACUACCUCAAGUCCUAAUGGAAGGGGAUUCCCCUUCUAAACACUAACACACUCUCUCCCCUCCUCCCAUCCCAUCAAUCAUCACCAGAUCUUCAAUAAAAGUAAGUGUCAUUUAAUUGUGCAUGCCUUUUUCAGUUUGUGUGUAUUAAAAUUAACAUUUCAUGUGGUAAAAAAAAUUUUUUUUCAUACUUUUGGGCGUCUUGCACGGAUUAAUUUUAUUUCCAUUAUUUCUUAUGGGGAAAAUUCAUUCGCAUAACGAUUAUUUCGCAUAACGAUGAGCCCUCUUGCACGGAUUAAAAUCGUUAACCGGGGGUCCACUGUAUUUCAGUUUUGCCAAUUUCCUUCACAAAGCAAAAUUGGGACCUACACAGGCCAAAAUCAAUCAAAACUUCUUUGAGACUGGCCAGCAUUGAAAAAUUAAGCAAGCAAAGAAGAAGGCUGAGAGAAUAAACAGCAGGGUUAGAUGGCUACCACAAACUUGGCUAGCCUUGCGCAUUAGAGCAGGAUGCCCGUCCAUAUGAUGACAAUGAGUGAACGUGUUACAAUAGAGCUAAUGCUCAAUUGAGAGAGAACAUUCUAUAAGAGAAGUGUGUGCAGAAGCAGAGGGGGUGCCAUAGUUGAUGUAAGUCAGCACCAUUCAAGAAAGUGCCUAUGCCAACAAUAUGGCUGUUGGAGAGGAGAGCAAAGCAAGCAAGCAUAUCAAGAGAGCAGAAGCGAUGUAGAAUUACUCUUCUAAUGAAGCAUUACUGAGUACUCAGAGGAAAAUGAAUGAAAAAUAGCUAAGGCACUCUUGCAAACAACAGGGCCCCACACGAGGCAAUUGCUGAGGCCAAGGAUUUCUGAUUCACUGUACUAUAAAGGUGAUGCCAGCGAAAUAUCCAGGGAUUGACUUCCUUGGGUCAAAUCUCAACUGCCUUUUUUUUUUCCCCAGGCAUAUUAUGAUCUCUAUGGGUUUAGAACCUCCCCUUCCCAUAAAUGUACAUAUUACAUUCAUGGGGUAAGCACUAAACCUGCAGGGUUCAUACAGCACUGUAUGACCCUUAAGGGUUUAACAUGAUUGUAAUCAUACAGCACCUGGGGAAAUAGGAGGUAACCAGGUUUAAUCCAUAAAUAUAAUGAAGAUGAAUGGAGCAAGUGAAAUCUGUAUUUCUUUUUGAAUAUAGUUUAGUGUUUUGGUUAUGUGCACACCUCUAUAUGAUAGUAGUUAUAACUUUGAAAAAAAAUUUCAUUUGUGUACCUUGCCUACUGAACAGUCACAUUUUGUAACUACAGUACUACAUUCCAUAUAAAAUAUACUUGUGUAUUUUAACCCCAUAUAAUCUACACAAUCACAAAUUGACUAUAAUUUUCAAUAUAGUACUGUAAUUAUUAUAUUUGCUUUAGAAAAUUACAAUGGUUUUCUGUAAUAUUCCAAACUUCACUCAUCUUACAAAAAAAAAAAAAAGUUAUUGAAUAGUUAAUGUCUAUAUGUACUGUGUAAACACAAGGACUUAUGUCAUUGUCUACAUGAUCUUAACUCUUUUUGAUUGUGCACCACACUUUUUAUCAAUAUAUUAAUGUUUACAUCUAAUGUAAAACAUACCAAAAUUACUGUUACCUCUAUUCUCUCUUCAAAUGCAAUAACAUUAUACUGAACUGAUGCAAUAACCCGCACAAGAGACAAAGUUAUGAUGAGAGUUCAGUUUGACUUGGACCAUAAGUAGUCUUUAGUUGAUGGUCCAAGUUGGACUGAAAAGUCGUCAUAAAUUUUAACCUCCUGUGCGCAGGUUAUUUGAGUAUUGUGCCUUUUCAUUCUUCGUUAAAAUAAGAAAAAAGUAAAUUUACAAAAUAAUAUACAGUUCCUUGGCAAUUGACGCUGACCUUGGUCCCACAGUCACUAAUGAUUUCUCGAUUAAGGAGAAAAUCACUGAGCAUCUACUUAACAAUAAAUAACAAAAAGACUAAGGUGAAAACAAUGCAAACCUGACUAGCAAUACAGCAGUGAUACGGUAAUCAUGAACAGCCUCCAUACAAUGAGAACUUUCGGGUACAAUAAAGAUGAAAAAAAAGUGUGAAGUUUACAGGUGAAGAUGAUACAGUCCAGUGUUUGGAUUAAUGUGUUAUGAACAUUCAUUGAUGAAAGAAACUACCUAGGCAAAAAAAUGAAACGGGUCAAAAAAAACAAACAAA
Messenger RNA from Cherax quadricarinatus, 4197 nucleotides. Its product is annotated as tigger transposable element-derived protein 1. Gene Ontology annotation, cellular component: nucleus. The record is from RefSeq and is a predicted model, not a curated record. Gene Ontology annotation, molecular function: DNA binding. Lineage: Eukaryota; Metazoa; Arthropoda; Malacostraca; Decapoda; Parastacidae.